UUCACCAUGUACGCAAGCACGGUGCCAAUGGAUUCUUCAAAAUUAGUGCUUCUCCUUUCGUUCUCUUACAUCCUUCUACACCAACCUUCCCUUUCAGCUGCUCAGCCGAAAUUCAUUUAUUAUAACUGUAACUACAACAACGUCGGCAACUACACAACUAAUAGCACGUACCAAAGAAACCUCAACAGCCUUCUGUCCUCCCUAGCAUCCGACACUCAAAUUGACUACGGAUUUUACAAUCUAUCCGUUGGCGAAUUUCCUGACCGAGUAAAUGCAAUUGCACUAUGCAGAGGAGACGUUGCCGUUGAUGUUUGUCGAAGUUGCGUUAAUGACUCUACUCAUAAGAUCUUAGAGGUUUGUCCUAACAAGAUGGGGGCAUUUGGAGUUUACGCACUCUGUAUGAUACGAUACUCAAACACAUCUAUAUUCGGUGUUGUGGAUGAAAAACCAUCUAUCUACCAGGCGAAUGGAAAGAAUGUUUUGGAUGUAACUCUAUUUAAUCAGGCACUACAAACAUUAUUUGCCAGACUUCGAGCCAAAGCUGCAUCAGGGAACUCUUUAAAGAAGUUCGCAACUGGAAACCAAAGUGCUGGAGUUGAAACAGUAUAUGCUAUUGUUCAAUGCACGCCUGACUUGUCUGAGGGGCAGUGCUCCAGUUGCCUGCUUGACCUUUUUCGGAUGAUUACAAACUGUUGUGAUGGGAACGUAAAAGGGAAGAUUGGAGCUAAACUCAUAAGACCAAGCUGCAAUUUGAGGUGGGAGAUUGGAAAGUUUUUUAAUGGUACACUUGAGAUAUUACCAUCACCUCCACCACCACAAAUAUCAUCACCUACAUCUCUUCCGGCACCAGCACAAGGAAAGAAGAGCAACACAGUUCGGAUCAUUGUCAUUACUGUUGUCCCAGCUGUCGGUGCUGUGAUACUCGUCAUCUGCAUGUGCCUAUUCAUAAGAACACGAAAGCAAAGGGAAAAGGAAAGGAUUGAAACUGGGGACGAAAUAGAAAGUGCAGAAUCAUUGCAAUUCGCAUUCAGCACCAUUCGAGAUGCAACAGAGGACUUUUCGGAGAAAAAUAAGCUGGGACAGGGUGGAUUUGGUGCUGUUUACAAGGGAGCACUUCCUAGCGGACAAGAGAUUGCUGUGAAAAGACUUUCUAAGGACUCUGGGCAAGGAGAUUUGGAAUUCAAAAAUGAAGUCUUAUUGGUGGCAAGACUCCAGCACCGGAAUUUAGUCAGGCUUCUGGGUUUCUGCUUGCAAGGAAUUGAAAGGCUUCUUAUCUAUGAGUUUGUGCCUAAUGCGAGCCUUGAUCACUUCAUAUUUGAUCCAAUCAAGCGUGUGCAUUUGAACUGGGAAAGACGUUACAAGAUUAUUGGAGGAAUUGCUCGAGGGCUCCUUUACCUUCACGAGGAUUCUCGACUUCGAAUCAUUCAUCGUGACCUCAAAGCCAGCAACAUUUUGUUAGAUGAAGAGAUGAAUCCGAAAAUUUCAGAUUUUGGCAUGGCGAGGUUGUUCGUAGUGGAUCAAACUCAAGGCAAUACAAGUAGAAUUGUGGGAACCUAUGGCUAUAUGGCUCCAGAAUAUGCAAUGCAAGGACACUUCUCGGUCAAGUCAGACGUAUUUAGUUUCGGCGUGCUAGUUUUGGAGAUUGUGACUGGUAAAAAAAAUAGUUUUCGCAAUGGAAAUGACAUAGAGCACCUUUUGAGCCAUGCAUGGAGAAACUGGAGGGAAGGGACAGCUCAAGAUAUUAUAGAUCCCGUUUUGAGUAGUGGCUCAGCAACAGAAAUGUUGAGAUGCAUCCACAUUGGGUUACUCUGCGUUCAAGAAAAUGUAGCUGAAAGGCCGACAAUGGCUUCAGUAGUUCUCAUGCUAAGCAGCUCUUCCCUCACAUUGCAAAUACCUUCUCAGCCUGCAUUUUUUAUGAACAGCAGCACAUAUCAAUCAGAUCUGUCAUCCUCAAUGGAGCAUAAUUCAAGGGUGACUGAGUCCUCGCUAUCUGAAUCUGUAGCUAUCCCUUUGUCCAAAAAUGAGGUUUCAAUUACUGAGUUGUAUCCUAGAUAAUGGUUUAGCUGCAGAGAUUUAAUAUAAAACCAGUUUUGCGGUUUCAGUCAA
Populus trichocarpa (black cottonwood) is the source of this 2106-nucleotide messenger RNA. RefSeq names its product cysteine-rich receptor-like protein kinase 44. Gene Ontology annotation, molecular function: ATP binding; protein kinase activity. NCBI's taxonomy places the organism in Eukaryota, Viridiplantae, Streptophyta, Magnoliopsida, Malpighiales, Salicaceae. The coding region runs from base 7 to 2055 and encodes 682 amino acids. The record is from RefSeq and is a predicted model, not a curated record. The transcript is spliced from 7 exons. Gene Ontology annotation, biological process: protein phosphorylation.